Molecule: messenger RNA, 20270 nt
Organism: Xyrichtys novacula (pearly razorfish)
Lineage: Eukaryota; Metazoa; Chordata; Actinopteri; Labriformes; Labridae
Source: the annotation of a GenBank genome assembly
AGCCUCUCUAGCUGUGGUUUCGUUCAGUCGCGGGCAGCUCAUCCGUCCUCAAGGAGCUCUGAAAAAAACUGAAAUAAACUCGUUUUUGUGGAUAUUCUGCGUUGACAGUCUUCCUGAAGAAAAGGUGACUUUUACCGGACACUCUCAGGUAAAUAUUCCCGCCUUUAUCUCGGUCUGUCUGUAAACUUUUGCUCGUUAGCUCAGCCGGUUAGCCUCCCGAUGCUAACAGCGGAGGAGGUGUUUUUUAAGGAUGAAUGAAGGAGAAAAUAAAGAGUUUAUCAAUGAGUUUAUUAAGAUAAUUAAGAGUUUAUUAAUGUAUAAACCGGGACACAGACUGUCUGUGGAUUCAAACUAUCUUUAAACACACUUAAACACAUGUUUUCCUUAGUUUUAUGUCUGUCGGAAUGUCUUUUGUCCAGAAAACUUCAUGUAUAAAAGUGAAAUUGAGGAAUAAGAAGUCUAAUAUUAACAGUGUAAGUUAAUGUAAGUCUGUGCAGGUUUAUAUUAUUAUUAUUAUUACAGUAUGUGACUGAAGGCUGCAGGAUUUUAAUGUGGAAUUGAAGGUUUAUUUCUGUUAUUGACCUUGUAAUAAUAACUGAAUAAAUGCACAGUAAAGAUUCUCAGAUGUGUCUGUUAAUACUGGAGAAAUGUAGCUGUCCUGUAAUAAUGAUAAUCACAUAUAAAGUCCCUCUGAAUGACCGUUUAGAUUAGAGAGUGAAACCUCCUUAUAAAUCUGGUUCCUCCUGAAAAUAUGAGUAUGAAUAUUAACAUGUAGGGCUGGGCGAUAUGGGACAAAGUUCAUCACAAUAUAUAUAUUUUUCAUCUCAGUCAAUAUCAGGAUAUAAAAAAUGAAAUUUAACAGUGUUUAUUGGUAGCAUGUCUUUUCCAAUACAAUAAUGAUGCUUUAGAGUUUCCUCAGAAGUCCGAGCUGAAAAUGACGUCGUUCCCAGCGUUUGGUCAACUUCGUAAAGUCUAUCAAAACAUGUCAGAAUGCCGACUAUCAAAAAGCAUAUUGACUGUGUUUCAUAUUGAUUUUGAGGGAAUAUAUAUUGUUAUCGUUUUAGCCAGAUUAAUAUGAGUCAAACUCUGAUAAGAAGUUAUAUCAGCUCAGUUAUAUUAAAAAUAUUAUCCCUCAGCUGGUGUUGCAUUUCUCACCUGACUGCAGUGCGGUACAGGUGGACUCCAGGGAUGGUCAGAUCACAUGUGACAUCAUCAGUGGGCGUGGCUACAGGUCUAACAAGGUGUGCUUCUGGAUCUGAAAGGAGCCGGUUCGAGUGUUUGGUUGAUGUUUUUAAUCUGACUCCAGAUCAGAUCAGACUCUGAUUCAGCGCUCUGAGUCUGAUCUGGAGGUCAUCAGACCAAGUUUACACAGUACAGCUGCUCCAAUCCACGCCAACCGCCUCUCAGACCUAACCUCACUCACGCUCAUACACCAGUGAAGAGAGCAGGGUGCCCGAGGACACAGCGGACAGAUUGGGAAUAAGGCGGGAAUCGAACCGCCAACCUUCCAGUUGAGCAGAUGCACUGAUUGGUCUGAUUCAUACGGCGCUGAAAACUCCCUUUUAAAUAACCCAAACAGCCUUUUAGGGCGAAGAUUGUGGACCGCUUAACGAGAACACUGUGAUGGACGAAGUCUGCUCCGGGUUCUGUAGGGCGUGUGUGUGUGUUCGGGUUCGUUUAAACAGACCCUGAAUGAUUCAGACUGAUCCGCUCAGGUAAACGUCAACGUUUGAUCACCACAGCUGUUAGAGGACCGAUCGAUCGAUGGUCAGGUGGUUAUUGGAAACAGCGGCAAAUAAAGGCAUUUCUGUUAUAGUGGAAUAUACAUGAUUAUAGGUCUUAUAUUUGGAUCACAAACACACACUCACACACACACACACACACACACACACACUGUUUUCUUCAUUAAAUGUUGAAGCUCUCUGCAGAGACGUGUCUGUUUGGAUCAGAUCUGAGUUUUUUUCAGCGGGACAGGAAGUUAUUUAUAGAGUCUUUCUGCGUCUUUGUGAUCUGUGUGUGUGUGUGUGUGUGUGUGUUUAAGUGUGUGUGUGUGUCUGUGUGUGUUUAAGUGUGUGUUAUUGGAGGAGACAGAGUUGAGCUGUUGAAUUAUUGAUGAGCUCCUCUCUCUCUCUCUCUCUCUCUCUCUCUCUCUCUCUCUCUCUCUCUCUCUCUCUCUCUCUGUCUUUGGCGUCCUGUUCCGGUCCGAUCCGCUCUGCUGGCUCUGAAUGAGGACUGGAACACUGAGCCGGUCUGUUCUGGACUCUGGAACUCUGUCAGUUCUUCUUUGGUGGACUGUUUGUCUUGCAGGUCCAGUUUUUCCCACACGACACGUGACAGUGAAGAGUUUAAAAACAGAGACGCUGCAGAAGUCGGGUUUCUCCUGAACGCAGCACUCCGGGGUUCUGGUACCGACCCGUUAGAUUUAAUGUAGAAGGUUCUAUCAGGUAAUAAUGGGUCAGAUUAUCACCUGGAGGUGCAGCCGCUGAGUUUGGAGCAGCCUGUUUGGCUGUAAAUCAAUAUUGCUGCAGAAUGCAUUAUGGGAAAUGUAGUCCGCGGUGUUUUCGGAGUUUAAAUCGACCCGUACGUUCAGGAUCUUUGUUUUCUAAGCUCGUCUAUGUGUGUCUUACAGGAUUCAGGAGGAAGAUGAAGAUGAUGAUGAAGCAGAACCAAAGAUCUAACCUCCGCUGAGAGGAAGACGACGAAGAGGAGGAGGAGUCAGAGAGGGCUCAGGAUGGAGCGAGCUCACAGCCUCCUGCUGAACGAGGACGCCUGCGGUCAGCUGGGCGAACACCAGAGGGCGGAGUUUAUCUUCGAAUGGCUGAACCACCUGAAGAAGCUCCUCCCCGUCACCGACAGGGUGAGCGCCGUGGUCACAUGACCUCAAAGGUUAAACCUGAAAGUGUCUCUAACAGCUGAUUCUCUUCUUCAGGCCGACGUCAAACACAACCAGCGCCGCCUCAUCGAUCAGCUGUCGGGCAUUCUGAUUGGCUCCCCCGGCCCGCCGACCCGAUGGCUGCUGGCCCACUGCUUGGCCCUGCUGUACCGCCUCGGAGACCCCAUACCCGCCAGUUUAAUGGUGGACCGGUGCAACGACAUCAUCCGCAGCAAAGACGACUCGCCGUCAGGCCUCCCGACGCGACUGUGAGUCAGGACGAGUUCAGGGACCCAGACAGUGUCGGAAAAAAGAGCAUCAGAUAUUAAAACACAGUAAACUUGUAUAAAAUGGCGUUUAGAGAAUCAAAGGUUCAGCGGGUCGUUUCUGUCAAACAUCAGGAAAUCGAGGGGCGUGUCUUUGAGAAUCAAACCGUCUGAUUGGAUGUUUGUUCGUGUGUUUCAGGGCCGCCGUGGCGUGUCUCGGCGCUUUGUUCGAGCAGCUCGGUCGGAUGCUCGCCGGCUGCUUUAAGGACGCUCUGGCUAACCUGCUGAAGGCGAUGAAGAGCGCCGAGGUUUGUCCGCCGCUCAGUUGACGUCACAUUUACUGACAAACAUGAAAGACAUGGCGUUUCAGGUCAAAGGUCGGCGUUGAUUCAUGGUCACUCUCCUCUUCCUGCGUCAGUCUCAGGGUCGAUAUGAGAUCAUGUUGUGUUUGGAGAAGAUCCUGAGAGGUUUGGGUGUCAGCGCCGUGUCUUGUCAUCGGGACGUCUACAAGGCGGCGAGGGCGUGUCUGACGGACCGAUCCAUGGCUGUUCGCUGCGCCGCCGCAAAGGUAACACUGAGCAGGAACAGGAAAGGUCCCGAUGAUGAUGAUUCUAGAAAACCGCUGACCGCCAUCUUGUGUUUGUGUCAGUGUCUGCUGGAGCUGCAGCGGGACGCCGUCUUCCUGUGGAGCAGCGAGCUGGAGAACGUCGCCACGCUCUGCUUCAGAGCCUUCGAGGGAUCGAACUACGACGUCCGAGUCUCCGUCGCCAAACUGCUGGGAACUCUGCUGGCCGCCGCCGUGGAACCCAGAACCACCACAGGUACUGGAACCAGGACCCCCACAGGGACAGGUACCAGCGCAGAACUCCUACAGGUACAGGUAUCAUCUCUUUCUCUCUCUCUUUUUUCCCAUCAGCCCCCAGGCCGGGCGGGCGAGGGAGGGGCUCCCUGGAGGAGGUGAUGGAUUUGUUGUCUGGGGGGUUCCUGCGGGGCGGGGCGGGUUUCCUCAGAGCCAGCGGCGACAUGCUGAAGGGGACGAGCUCGGUCGGGAAGGACGUCCGGAUCGGGGUCACUCAGGUGGGUCACGUUGGCGUUGGUCUCCAUGGAAACCUUGCAGACAGACACUCAUCCCUCCUCCUCUUCCUCAGGCCUGCGUGGUCUUCGUCUCCACCCUCGGCGCCUCCUGGUUGGAGGCCAACUUCCCGUCCUUCCUGUCCUUACUGAUGGAGCUGGCGUCUCACGGCAGGGCGACGCAGACGCCGGCCGACGCCGCGGUGACCCGCCGCUGCGUCUCCUUCAUCCUGAGGAGCACCCUGGGGUCUCUGCUGGGAGAGAAGGCUCAGACCAACGCCGCCAAACAGCUGUGCCUCGCCGUGGCCGAGCAGAAGAAAGCCAUCGGUGAGUAAACAGGAAGUGAGCGAGAGAUGAUUGAACAGCCGCCAUGACGGUUUCAGCGCUGAUGUUUCCUGACUCUGUUCUCAGACGCAGCUCUGACUGACGGGAACCUGGAGACCAGAGUUUCAUCUGCGGACCUCUCGGCCAGUCAGCACGUCCUGGUCUGCUGCCUGCUGGAACUGGGAGGACUCAUCCAGGGACUGGGAUCCACAGCGGCCCCUCUGCUCACCGACAGCAGCACAGGUCCGACCCACCGAGUCCAAGAAGGAGAACCGGAGAAGAUCGAAGCUUAGAUACGACUUCAUUUACUCUGAGAAUCUGAUGCCUCCUCUGAUCCACACAAAGCCUCAGAUCACGGUGCCAUGGACCAAAAAAGAGGGUCCGGUCGAUAGUUGAACACUGCGGUUUUCAUCCCGGUCACAGAACUACGGAUCAACUCUUUACUAGGGUUGGAUGUUGUUUGAUUUAAAGAUUCCGGUUCUGAUUCCUCGUUUUAAGGGUGUUCGGCAGUUAUUUCUUCCGGUUGGCGGACUCCGGCAUCGACACUUGUAAUCGAAAUUUUAAUAUUUGAACGGUUCUGGAAGAAUCGGAAUGUUAGUCCCAGUCCCCAUCGAUGCUCGAGACUCGAUACCCAACCCUACUCCUCACCCUCGCUCGGGUUCUUGAGGGGAGAUGGUAGUUUGCCCAACCAGUCCACAUGUGUUUUGUGGACUUGGAAAAGGCCUACGACUGUGUCCCCAGCGGAAUCCUGUGGGGGGCGCUCUGGUUCCUUAUUAAGGGGGUGGAGGGAGUCCAGAUCCGCAGGCAGAGGAUCCUGUCGCUGCUUUUUGCAGGUGAUGUGGUUCUUCUAGCCUUGUGGAGCAGUGACCUUCAGCUCUUGCUGGGGCGGUUCGCAGCCGAGUGUGAAGCGGUUGGGAUGUGAAUCAGCACCUCCAACUCCGAGGUCAUGGUCCUCAGUUGGAAAAAAGGUAGAUCACCUUCUCCAGGUCGGAGAGGCGGUCCUGCCUCAAGUGGAGGAGUUCAAGUAUCUCAGGAUCUUGUUCACGAGUGAGGGUAGGAUGGAGCGGGAGAUCGACAGGCGGAUCGGAGCGGCGUCAGCAGUGAUGCGGACGAUUAACCGAUCAGUGGUGGUGAAGAAAGAGCUGAGCCGUAAGGAGAGACUCUGGAUUUACCGGUCGAUCUACGUGCCGAUCCUCACCUAUGGUCAUGAACUUUGGGUAAUGACCGAAAGAACAAGAUCGCAGAUACAAGCGGCUGAAAUGGGUUUCCUCCUCAGGGUGUCCGGGCUCAGCCUUAGAGAUAGGGUAAGGAGCUCAGACACUCGGGAGGCGCUCAGAGGAGAACCGCUGCUCCUCCACGUCGAGAGAGACCUUGUGGCCGGCCCAGGACCAGGUGGAGGGAUUAUAUCUCUCGCCUGGCCUGGAAGUGGCUGGGGUGAGGGCCGUCUGGGCUUCCCGGACCAGGAUGAAGCGGAAGAAAAUGAAACGAACCUCCUCAGAUCUCAGGGAGGAGCUGUUGUGGAUUCAGAGGAGACAUCAGAUCUCAAGAGUCCUGUUCAAGAGUGAAGAUCUGACCUCCCAUUUGUCCCCACAGCCCUCCUGGACACCGUCAUCUCCGUCCUCCUCCACCCUGCCGCCUCCGCCUCUCUGGCCGCCGCCUGGUGUCUUCGCUGCGUAGCCAUGGCGAUGCCGUCCCAGGGUUCUUUGCUGCUGGAUCGCUGCACAGAGCGUCUGGUGUCGAUGAAGUCGUCCCCUGAAGCGGUGGCCGGGUAUGGAGCCGCCGUCGCCGCCCUGGUGGCCGCGGUCCAGCACAGCCCUCUGGGGAUACCGCACACCAAAGGCAUGGUGGGUAAAAUCUGAACAUGGAGCUCUGGACCAGAACCAGUCCGAGUUCUACAGGACCUGGAUCAGCAUGUUUGUGUGUGUUUGUUGUAGGUGGUUCUGGGUCUGGCUGAAGACCUGCUGAGAUCAGCGUCUCAGAACAGUCGGAUCUCCCUGCAGAGGACUCAGGCGGGCUGGAUUCUGGUCUCCUCCAUCAUCACCCUGGGUGAGUCUGGACCCUGUGGACCACUUCACUGUAGAACCUAGACCGGACCACUAUGACGUGUGUGUGUGUGUGUGUGUUCAGGCCCCGCCGUCGUGGAGCACCACCUCCCCCGUCUCCUCCUCCUGUGGCGGUGCGUGUUCCCGGCGUCUCUCAGAGAACAGGAAAUGGAGCUGCGGCGAGGGGACUACUUCACGUGGCAGGUUACUCUGGAGGGUCGUGCCGGAGCGCUCUGUGGUCAGUGUCGUCACAUGUCACACCUGUGUUUACCUUUACCUGUGAAACCGCAGCAGCAGAUUGACUCUCCGUGUCGUUUGUCCGAACAGCCAUGAAGAACCUGCUGCUUCACUGCAGGGAGCUCGCCACCGAUGACAUCAUCAGCCGACUUCUCACGCCGUUGGCCUGCGCCGUCGCCCUCCUCACCAGGUCAGUCCCUCAGAGUCUGACGAAUGUUUACAGAGUUUAUCCAAUCAAUGAACGAGAGAUACUGACACCUGUGUGUGUGUGUGUGUGUGUGUGUGUCUGUGUGUGUGUGUGUGUGUAUGUGUGUGUAUGUGUGUGUGUGUGUCUGUGUGUGUGUGUGUGUGUAUGUGUGUGUGUGUGUGUGUGUGUGUGUGUGUGUGUGUGUGUGUGUGUGUGUGUGUGUGUGUGUCUGUGUGUGUGUGUGUGUGUGUGUGUGUGUGUGUGUUUCAGGCUCCCGUCUCUCCUCAGGUCGUACGGCGCCUCCGUUCGUCUUUAUUCGAUCGUUUACAGACUCAGAGUUUACGAACUCCUCGCUCAGCUGCCCCCCCACACGUACCAAGGUGACAUCCUGCAUCCUUAUCUCCUUAUCUCCUUCACUUCUUCUUUAUCUCCUACCUUGUCUCCUUUCUUAUGUCGUUCCUUAUCUCUUUCCUUGUCUCCUUCUCAUCUUCUUCCUAUCUCCUUCUUUAUCUCCUUCCUUGUCUCCUUUGCCCUCUCCUUUCUCAUGUGCUUCCUUAUCGCCUUUCUGAUCUCCUUCCUUAUUUCCCUUCUUAUUUUCUUCCUUGUCUCCUUACCCAUUUCCUUUUUUAUCUCCUUUAUCUACUUCCUUGUCCCCUUUCUCAUCUCCUUCCUCCUCUCCUUCCUUACUUCCUUAUCUCCUCCCUCAUCUCUAUCUCCUUCCUCUCUUUUUAACUCCUCCUUCCUCCUUGUCUCCUUCCAGAGAGUUUCGGUCUGGUGAUGAACCAGCUGGUGUCGGACCUCUCGGGUCAGGAGAACCUGAACCAGUCCUGCUCAGAGCUCACCUUGCUGCCUCCUCUCUGUCACCAUGACGACCUGCCUCUGAUUGGCCCCGCCCUCCACGACACAGAGCACAGAUACAUCGAGGAGCAGGUGUGUAACUGUCGAGCUGACCUCUGACCUCAGCAAAGACACGUGUCAUGAUGUGUGUGUGUGUGUGUGUGUUCGUCUCUCAGCUCCACGGCAGCGCUGUGGGCGGCGGCUCGCUGGACAACGACGCCUUCAGUCUGUGUGAGAGGAGCGACGUAGCUCCCGCCCCUCUUCCUCCUCCUGUCGCUCUGACCGCCGCCACCGUCCGCCUCUUUGGGGCGCUGUUUCCACACAUCAUCCCCCCGCAGAGGUAACUCACCUGCCCACAGGUCACAGGGUGACUGAGGUCAAAGUCUCAAGGUCGCUCUGUUAGCGGUUUCAUUUCUUGACCUCUGACCUCCGUCUCUGUCAGGGUGAAGAUCUUGGAGCAGUUUGUGGAAACCGUGAACCAGCUGAAGGGUCAACGUCAGCAGACGGUUCAGACCCACGUUUGUGCUGCCCUCUGCAGUCUGCUCAAGGUACUGCAGGGUCUGACUGGUUAGAGUUUAAGGUUUUUUUGUAUCAUCUAACAUCAGUCCUUCGCUCUGCAGCAGCAGGGUGCUGUUCGAGGGUCUGUGGGCCCGGAGGAGAUCCGACCCCCGGCGCUGUCUCUCCUGACGGGGGCGCUGGAGAGCCCCAGUCCUCUGCUGCGCUGCCUGGCUGCUGAAGGUCUGGCCCGGCUGGUUCAGGUGGUCGGAGAUCCUGGAUUCACGGUCUCUGUGUCCCUGCUCUGCUUCGACAGGUUGGUUAAACUCACAGGUGCAGGUCCGGUUCUGAGAGGAUCUUUGGAUCAGUCAGAGAGCGGUUCUGGUCCGUGUGAAGAUCUUUGUUCUGAUUUAGACUUUAUCACAAAAAAUGAGUGUUACUGUAGCUGCAGGUCAGAACCAGAAAUAGUCCAAAAAAGCCCAAAAUAACUCUGAGCUGCAGCAGGAUCCAAAAAUAUCUGAAGAUCUUCAGCAUCAAACACAGACGGGAGGAAUCUAUUUUUAAGAGCUUCACUGAAAACAGGAAACAGCUUCAGGAGUCAGACAUGAGCCACAACAACAGGACCACAGACCGGAUCAGAACCACAGACCGGAUCAGAACCACAGACCGGAUCAGAACCACAGACUGAGGGCUGAAGUCAACUUCAUAUAGAUGUGUUUAUAUAGAUAUACACAUCUGUAAUAUACCUGUAUGUUUAAACAGAUAUAGAUCUGUGAAUAUAGAUCUGUAUAUAUGUCUAUAUAUCUGUGUAUAUAUGCAGAUAUAGAUCUGUACAGAUAUAUAGAUCUACAUACAUGUCAAUAAUCUGUAUACAUGAGCGUGUCCCGCCUCCACUCACAGAUCUAGAUAUACAGAUAUAGAUCUGUAAAUAUAGAUCCAUAUAUGAUCUGUAUACAUGUCUAUAUAUCUGUGUAUAUUUACAAUUAUAGACCUAUAUAUAUAUAUAUAUAUAUAUAUAUAUAUAUAUAUAUAUAUAUAUAUAUAUGAGUGUGCUGUGCCUCCACUCACAGAUCUGUACUUACAUAGAUCUGUGUAUAUGCAUGUCAUAUAAAUUUACAGAUAUAGAUCUGUGAAUAUAGAUCUGUGUGUAUGAGUGUGUCCCGCCUCCGCUCACAGAUCUGUACUUACAUAGAUCUGUGUAUAUGCAUGUCUAUAUAUCUGUAUAUAAAUUUACAGAUAUAGAUCUGUGAAUAUAGAUCUGUGAAUAUAGAUCUGUCUGUAUGAGUGUGUCCCGUCUCCGCUCAUAGAUCUGUUUUAUCCGCUCAGGUUGAAGACGGCUCGGGACGCAGCGUCCCGCAGUGGCUACGCUCUGGCUCUGGGGGCGCUGUACCGCUACACCGGAGGGAUCAGCUCACCUCAACACCUGUCCACCUGCCUGGGGGUCCUGUUCACCCUGAGCCAGGACAGCACCUCACCUGAGGUCCAGGUACGCCCGACAACGACGACGGGGGGAUUAUGAUGCUGGUCCGACCUUCAGAACCUUUACAAGUGUGUGUGUGUGUGUGUGUGUGUUUCCGGUCCAGACCUGGUCCCUCCACAGUCUGUCUCUGGUCGUCGACCUCUCUGGUGGUCUGUAUCGCGCCCACGCCGAGCCGUCCUUCACCCUGGUGCUCCGCCUGCUGCUGUCGGCUCCGCCCACUCACCCUGAGGUUCACCACAGUCUGGGACGCUGUCUGCACGCCCUCAUCACCUGCCUGGGUCCUGACCUGCAAGGUAACGCCCACAGCACACCUGAGGACACCUGAGGACAAAGACACCAGGAGGUUCUUGAGGAUUGGUGGAUUUUUAAGGACAUUUGUGUGUGUGUGUGUGUGUGUGUGUUUUGUCAGGUGAAGGCGCGGCGGUGUCCGGUCUGCGCUCCAGCUGUCUGGUGGGUUGUGCUGUGAUGCAGGACGGUCCGGACUGUCUGGUUCAGGCCCGGUCCAUCUCCUGUCUGCAGCAGCUCCACAUGUUCUCCCCGCCUCACAUCAACCUGGCCAGCCUGGUACCUGCGCUCUGUGUGAGUCCACCUCAGACACACCUGAGACACACCUGAGACACACCUGAGGUCACUCUGUUUCCACAUGUGCUGACUGAAAACUUAAAAAUCGAUCAUCUCUUUAACUUUCCUCUUUGUUUGUUUUAGUUUCUGGAGAAACAAACUUUGAAUUUUGAGAUUUUAAAGAUGUAAUUUUAAACGCUCUCGUCCUUUUUGGUCCUUUUUUACUUCAAUAAUAUAAAUCAACCUCACUCAAUGACGAUAAUAAAGCAGAAAUAUUAAAACUUCAAACUGAGCGCCGACAUCAUGAUCAGACGUGAACAGAGACGGAGUGCUGUAGCGUCUCUGUAGCGUCUCUCUGUCUCUGACUGUGUCCUUGUCUUUCAGGAGAUCUUGUUGGAUUAUUCCUCGUUGGUACGUCUCCUCUAAAGCCUGACUCUCUUUUCUUUUCUGUUCACAUGUUUUUUUAACCCUCUGGUUUUUGGAUUUGGACGCCCUGACUCACUUUUCUGUUGUUCAUGUUUUCCUGUUUGGCUGCUUGAAGCACUAACUCAGUUUUUUUUUAGUUAACCUGAUCAUGUGACUCUUCUUUUUAACCUCUUUGGUUUUAACCCUGCGGCCUGUUUUGACCUCCGACUGUCAGACAGUGAGUCGGUGUUUCCUCAGAAACAGGAACUGAGUCUGAAGAUUCACUUUAUUCACCUUUGACCUGAAAACUUCAGAGAUAAAGGAUCAAUAAUCCGCAGAUCCGAAUAAAAACAGGAAGUAUAAUAAGAAUAACAGGAAGUUUAAAAACACAAACAUAAUGCUGUAUACAGUAUUUAUUAAUAUUCUAAGGAGGAAAAAAAGGGUUAAUAUUAGAAUAAGCAGAUAAAUAUCGAAGAGUCAGCUGUACAGUGGCCCUAAAGGUACAAACGUUUCAGAAGACCUUAAAAAUAUUUAAAAAAACACGUAAAAGUUUUAAAUAUUGUUAAAACAUUUUCAUGUCUCAGUGACAGUUUUUGUUUGCUUUUCAGAGUUUUUAGGAUUUUUCUCAAAUAUUUUUAUGUUUUGGGAUUUUUUUUUAUUAUUUUUUCAUUUAUUUUUGUGUUUUUUUUUCUAUGUUUUAUAAAAAAUAUAUAUAUUUAUCACCUUCCUAAAAUAUUUGUUCCAUUGACCUUCAGGACCACCGUACUUACAGAUAUGGAUACAUGAAAACAUUUAGAUAUAGAUGUAAAGUGAUAGAUGUAGAUCAGAGGAUGUUAAAACAUUUUCAUGUUUCAGUGACUGUUUUUGUUUUCUUUGAAUAUUUUUGAGGUUUUAGGAUUUUUCUCAAAUAUUUUAUAAUAAUAUUUUUUAAAUAUUUAAGUUUUUUAAGAUGUUUUUUUUUUUUUUUUUUUAAUGUUUUAUAAAAAACAUAUUUAUCACCUUCCUGAAAUAUUUGUUCCCUUCAGGGCCACCGUACAGACCAAUAUUGAUGCAUUAUUACCUUUAGAUAUAGAUAUAGAGAGAUAGAUAUAGAUCAGGAGAUAUGAAUUGAUUAAUUAUUGAUUAAAUCCUGAUAAAAAUUCUCACAGCUGUUUACAAACAUGACGUCAGCUGACUCAGUUUCUAGUCUGAAUGAAACGCCGUCUUCAGCUGCAUGAGUCCUCAGAGAGUUUGACUGUCCUCGUGCACUAACACGUGUAUGUGUGUGUGUGUACGUGCGCUCUCAGGCUCACCUGUGCAGCUCGUACCUGUGUCUGCGUCGUGCCGUGGUGGCCUGUCUGCGUCAGCUGGUCCAGAGGGAGGCUCUGGAGGUCUCCGAACACGCCGUGACUCUGGUCAAAGAGCUGCCGAGACGGGACAACACUCAGCUGGGUGAGUCUGACGGGGUCUGAGGAAAGACCCGGGUACGGGGUUCUGAGGACCUCACUAACCCUCCUCCUCCUCCUCUGCAGACGUGACCAUAAAGGAAGUGGGUCUGGAGGGCGCUCUGUUCACUCUGCUGGACCGGGAGUCUGAUCCGGGUCUGAGGAGGGACAUCCAGGAGACUCUGGUCCACAUGAUGGCGUCCAGCGCAACCAGCGGGAAACUGGGACACUGGCUGAAACUCUGUAAGGACGUCCUGUCGGCGAGCACAGGUGGGUUCAUCUCCUGACCCCGGGACGAGCGUAGAUAUAUAUAUAAGAAAGGCUAGAUGACUCUAUGAGGCGGAGUCAGCGGCGUCUGCCUGUAGCAAGAUGGCUGCCAUGCGCUGACGUUGAUCUUCAUUGGCUAACAGCGUGUGUAAGACAUCUAGUGUUUAUAUCUAUAUCUAUGAGGAUGAGGUCGCUCGUUAAACUCGUUAAUGUUCCGAUGAUUGACAUGACCUUUGACCCCGCCGCUCCUCAGACUGCUCCGCUCCGGUCGAGGCGAGUCAGGAGGACGAGGAGGCGGACGCCGGCAGAGACGAUGACUCCUCCGCGUUCAGAGCCCGCACCGAGUCCGGCGGCCCGUUCACGGCGCUCCGCUGGUCCACACGCCGCUUCGCCAUGGAGUGCGUGUGUCGUAUCAUCGCUCAGUGUGAGAGCGCCGACCCCGCCCACUUUGACAUGGCUCUGGCUCAGGAGAGACGCCUUCAUGAGUCCACAGGUAAGACCGCCCCUCAGCUCGCUCAGGUGUUCGGACUCUGCAGACCGCCUUAUCUUCUCGCCGUCUUCACACAGACUUCCUGGUCCUCCAUCUUGGGGAUCUGGUCCGGAUGGCGUUCAUGGCGGCGACAGACCACAGCGACCCGCUGCGCCUGGCGGGACUUCAGACCCUGCUGGUGAUCAUCAAACGCUUCUUAGCCAUUCCUGAACCCGAGUUCCCGGGUCACGUGAUCCUGGAGCAGUACCAGGCCAACGUAAGGACCGCCAUGUGAGUCUGUAGACCGCCAAGACCACCAAGAGAUCUGUGAUGGUCAUAAAUGUCUGUGUUUCCUUCCCGCAGGUCGGAGCGGCUCUCAGACCCGCCUUCACCGCAAACGCCUCCCCGGAGGUCACCGCCAAGGCCUGUCAGGUAACCAAUCAAUCAUCAGAUUAACCGUGGACUUCCUGUCCUGACCACCUGACCCGAUGACCCUGCUGAUGUCAUCCUGUGUCCGUUCUCCUCUCAGGUCUGCAGCGCCUGGAUCGCCAGCGGCGUGGUCAGUGACCUCAGGGACCUGCGGCGGGUCCAUCAGCUGCUCGCCUCCUCAUUGGUUAAAGUCCAGGCAGGUAGGGACACGCCCAGUUACCUGUACAACGAGGCCACCGCUACCAUGGAAACGCUGGCUGUGCUGAAGGCGUGGGCCGAGGUGGGUGUCGGUCUGUUGACCUCGUCUCCGACCAAUCACAUCUGAGCACGGUCGAGUUUCUAACCCCGCCCCUUUUCUCUCAGGUUUACAUCGUUGCCGUGGAGAGCAGCAGACCGAGGAAGGCUCCUGAUAGGACGGCUGAUCCGUCACUCUCCUCUCAGACCGACGACAGCUCGGAGUCAGAAGGGGCGGGGCUUCUAAAGCUGGUCCAAUCAGACCUGUCGACGCUGAGCCGACUGUGGUUGGUGGCGCUGCAGGACUACGCUCUGCUGACCCUCCCACAGGAAUACGCAUCACAGCUACCAGCAACAGGUGGGUGGGGCUUACAGAUAAACCAAUCAGCUCCUCAAGUUUAUUUAGGUCUCAUUUUCUGUCCAAUCAGAGCUCUAGAAUCUUAAAGACGAGUCCAAUCAGGAUGAGGGUCAGAAUCCUGGACAGAGACCGGACUAACGAGGUCUAAAGACUCCAGACUAACGAGGUCUUUCUCAUGCAGGGGGGUCUUUCUACACCGCAGAGACCCUGAAACAGGCCAGACCUCAUUACACCUCCUCCUGGGCCCCCAUCCUCCACGCCACCUCCUUGUGGCUCCACAGCAGCGGUGAGUCCUCCUCAGUCCUCCUCAGUCCUCCUCAGUCCUCCUCAGUCCUCCUUUAGGUCCUCAUCAGCUGAUUGAGACUGUCUCGGUUUCAGGUUUCGUGAUGUCAGACGACUCCCCCACCACCCUGUCCAGACCGGCCACGCCCACCUCCAUGGGUCAGACGGGUUCUGUGGGCGGAGCCAAAAGUCCAGAGGACCUAAACUCAGACCGACUUCACCUCAUACUGGGUAAGGAGACCCUUCAGGACUGGAAACCAUUGACCCCGGUCUCUCGUAGACCCCCUCAGUGUUGACUCGGUUCUUGUGGGUCCUUCAGGGAUCAGCGUGGAGUUCCUGUGUUCGCCGCACUCCGAGGACCAGAUGGAGAACAUCACUUCCUGUCUGAGGGCUCUGCAGGCGCUGCUGGACGUCUCCUGGCCCCGGGCGAAGAUCGGGAACGACCAGGUGAGACCUGAGCCGAUCCGAACCCGGUUCAGACCCGUUAACACUUUAGAACCAGGAUCCAGAUCAAACCGAGAACUUGACCAGCUGAUCGUGGCGUCUUCUCAUCUUCAGGCUCUGAGCGUGGAGCUACUGAGCGUGCUCCACCGCCUGAUGGUGACCAGGGAGUCCGUGAGCGUCCAGCUCGCCGUCUUGGAUUUACUGCAGCAGAUCGUGACGGCGGCGCAGGAGCACGUCCGAGAGAAACGCCACAGCGCCGAGGGUGAGCGCGCACGCUUUAAUCCUCGCCGUAGGGGAGCCUGUGGGGUCCACGAACAACACGUCUGAAACACACGGAUGUUUUAGGAAACGCUGGUCGUUUUCCUCUCGCCAUUUUCUGAUGUUUCAACUCAAACUGUCUCUGAACGUUUCUCCUCCUCAGUGGACGACGGAGCGGCGGAGAAGGAGACGCUGCCCGAGUUCGGAGAGGGGCGGGACACCGGCGGUUUGAUCCCCGGGCGCUCGCUGGUGUUUGGAGCGCUGGAGCUGUGCCUCUGCGUCCUGGUCCGGAAACUUCCGCAGCUCAGCCCCAAACUGGCCGGAACCAGUCCGAGUGGUCCUGGAGGGUCCGUCUGGAGUCUGACUGACAGCGACUGCCGCCUGGUGUCCUCGGCUCUGUUUGUCCUCUCUGAGCUGCCGUCCAUCUGCUCUCCUGAAGGUGGAGUUUGAUUUUUUUUCACACCAAACCUCAGUGAAAAAAGCUCUGAUUUUAGCAGACAGGAGUCUGUAGUUUGAUUCCCUCUGUUACUGUUACUGUGUUAGUGUGUGUGAUUAAAAACACCAUGUCGGAUCAGAACCGACAGUUUCAAACAUCCUGGACUCACGGCGGCUCAAACAGAGUCAUGAAUCGGGUCACAGACACUCGAGUUCUAUGAGGUAAAAUCCUUGUUUUUGUGAAUGGAGUUUGGUGCCACACCUCAGUGCUCGUCUCUCCUUCUCCAGGCAGCGUGUCCAUCCUCCCCACUGUCCUCUACCUGCUGCUGGGUGUCCUCAGAGAGCUCGUCCACCAGCCCACCACACACACCGGUAACACACACACACACACACACACACACACACACACACACACACACACACACACACACACACACACACACACACACAGGUACAGAAGCAAACCUCAACCUUCUCAGAUUUCUCUGAUUUUACCGUAAAGACUCUGUCCUUGUGUCUUUUUCUGAUUGGCCCUUGGCUCAGUGGGCGGAGCCAGCCUGGGUUCGGUGGUCCAGGCGGCUCUUCAGGCCCUGAAGUGUGUCGUGACGUCCCCGAUGAGCCGACAGGAGAAGAGCCGAGGAGCCUGGAACGUUCUGCUGAGAUCAGCUCUGAACACACUGCUGGGCCUGUGGGACUCUGGUACACACACACACACACACACACACACGCACACACACACACACACACACACACACACACUGGACCCUCUCUAGUCUUUGAUACCCGUGUUUAAACCGGUCUUGGCGUGUCUCCAGCAGACCGUGUCGUGGAUCAGGUCAGUCUGCUCACCGCUCUCACCAUCUUCCUGCUCUCCGCCGGUCCUGACGUCUGCGGCGUCGAGCCUCUGCACGCGCUCUGUCUGCAGCGAUUCACCGCCAGCAUGGAGGCCAAAGACCCGCAGGUCAGUAACCAAAACCAGGACUGGAUGGUCCUGAAAAUUGUGAUCGGUGCACCAGCAAUGAAAGGACAACUGGACUCAGUUGAGACGGCGAAACGUCUCAGAUAAGUCCAGUUGUCCUUUCAACGUAGAACUGGAAAUCAUAGAUGCUGCAUCCUCAGUUUGAAAGAGUCGAGGGUCCACGUUAACAGAGUUUACGCUGUGAUUUCAAAUCCUCGUCUUUCUCUUCUGCAGGUUGUGAGUCGCUGUUAUCAGCUGUUGACCACCGUGUUUCAGGCUCCGCCCACUGUGGCCGUCCCGUACAUCCAGGCACUGGGACCUCCGCUGGUUCGGUUCCUUCAGGUGAGUCUGGUUUCAUCUGAGCUCCGAUGAUUCUAUCUAAAAACCAGAACCGUGUCUGCAGCAGGUUGACCUCUGAGUCAAAGUUCUGAACCGAGACCUGGACCUCGUGUUUAGAUCCUCGUUGGCGUCCUCACGUAGACGUUGAGCGACUCAGAGGAGUCAUCUUCUCCUGUAAAGACUCUUAUUUUGAAAGGGAACUCCUCAGACUUGUGUCUUGGUCUUGGAUCCAUCAGCUGAUCUGGUUCUCUGGUUUCCUCAGACGGUGGAGAGGAGUCGCCCUCAGAGUCCAGGGGAGCUGAUGGGGGUUCUGGAGGGGGUCCGGGCCAUGGAGGCUCUGAUCCAGGCUGCAGACGAGGCCCAGCGUGAGUCCCAGACCAGAGUAGGUCUUCACAGAGGGGUACAUCCGAGUCCUCAGAUACUGACUCUGUUUCCUUUCAGGUCCUCAGCUGGUGGCCGUCUUAUUACCGCUCCUCAUCUCCUUCUUAUUGGAUGAGAACGCUCUUGGCUCCGCCCCCGCCGCGUCCCGAUCUCUGCACGAGGCGGCGCUCAAAGACCUGAUGCGUCUCGGACCGCAGCACUCGGCCGUCUUCAGGUAAGUCUGAACACGCCGUCAAGGUCCGAUCUGGUUCAGGACUUUAGACUUCGGACCUUCAGAGGGGCGGGGCUUAAACAUCAGAGAGGCCCCUCCUCUACCGUGAAACACCUCUCCCUGACGUGUCCUUCCUUCCUCUCCUCAGGUCCCUCAUCUCCUCGUCUCCUCACCUCAAGUCUCGCCUUGAAGCCGCCGUCAAAGGAAACCAGGAGAGUCUGAACGCUAAAGCGAGCGGCGCCAACCCCCGCAGCGCCGCCAAGUCCUCCCCGAGCAUCACGCUCAAAACCAACUUCCUGUGAGACGCGGCGGCGGAGAUUCAAUCGACGUACGACAUCACUCUAAAUCACUGUGAGGCGUUCACUGUCCCCCGGGACAAACACGAGGUUCAUCAGAGAGGACUCUUAUUUUGAAAGGAAGCUCCUCGGCGCCAUGAGAGCGGAGGGAAAAGAGGUCCAAUCAUGACAUCACUUCCUCUUUCCUGACCGUGGCGUCCUCUCCUCGCUCGCUGCAUGUCACUGAAUCACACAUCAGAUUUUCAUCCCAAAAUCAAACUCUGACGCGUCGUCUCGGCGUCCAUUUUGUCGAGUUUUCAUCCCAGACUGUGAACGUUCCUGACUGGAGCUUUAAUAAAAACACUACAGAGCGAUUUCUGAACUUUUUUCAAACUCGAACCUUUUAUCGUUUUUAUUUGAUGGUUUAUUUUAGUCCAGGAGGUUUUUUUUUGGGAUGAAAACUUUGAUUUAUUCGUCAGACGUCAGAUCAGUCAGAGCGAACCGAGACUGGAACAAAAGAGAGAAAAUCAGACGAGUAUUUUUAACCACGCAGAGACGAAACGAACGUCCAGAUUUACGACGAGAAGAAACAGAAGGAGGAAUUAGAGUGUGGGUAUUUUGGAGCUCGGAAACGUUUCCCUGAAGACUCAAAAGAUUAAAGAAGGAAAUUCAGAUUAAAAACUCACUUAUGAAGAUUUUAUUUUCCUGUUUUUGUUCAGGUGCCUUUGAGAGAGAAGCCACGCCCACUUCUGCUCAGAGGUUCCUGUUAAAUAAACACGUCAGUUUAACUUCAGUCUGAGAAUUUACUUUGGAACUUUGUUGUAGAGAAACACGUGAAGCUUCGACCAAUCACAGGACGAGAUGGUAGGGGAAGGUCCCGCCUCCUUGAAAUGAACAUUAUCGCUAUUCUGAAUCUCCUAACCCGACAGACGAUGACGUUUAAGAAUAACCAAUCAGAGGCGAAGGAGGGCGGGACCUCCCCCUACCAUCCUGAUCCUGCUCACAGAACACCUUGACUCCUCCCACCUGUCACCACCUGAACAAAUAGGGGGCGUGUCCUCUGUGAUCGGCUCAAUAAUCAUCAGUUAUGAAGAAAAACAAUCUGUGACUAACCAUGAAAGGAGGUCAGCGGGUCAAAGGUCGUGUUUACAGGCGUUCCCGUGACCCUGUGAGUGAAUGUGAAAAACAGAGAAGAUCUCAGACCAUGAACGCCUCACCGAGAGGAUUUUAUUUUUGUAGUAAAGUUCGGAUUUAGCCGAUUAUAAGAGAGAUACGGUGGCCUGUGAGGGACAGUUUAGUCAUCAGCACUUUAGUUUAACACACUACACCUUCAUCGUCAUCAUCAUCAUCUACCACGCCUGUCUAUCACAGUGAAGAAUGUACACUUGAAAGACUUUUAUUUUGAAAAUCUGAACAGUCACAGAUUCAUAAUUUCAGAAUAAAAUGCAGUUAGCGCUCACCUGUGAAUUAUCCACCGUCAUGUACAGGUGUGAAUGAGUUUACAGGUUUUUAACGGCUGUGACUGAAUAAAAAAAUAAACGAUUAUUCUUCACAAACUGUUUCUGUGGGUUUAUUUUCCAGCAGGUGAGUCACAUGACCGGGUCUGAAAAGGUCAUUCAGAGAGGCGGAGUCUGUAAAACACAAACAAAUCUGUAUCUAUGGUCUGUUUUAUUCAGUAAAAAUCCUCCAACCUUUAAAAUUUUUGAUAUUUUAUGACUGAAAACCAUUUAAAAUGCAAGUUUGUCAGCAGAUGUUUGACAAAAACUCUGAGUUAAAGAGUAAAAUUUUAACUUUUCCUGUGAAGAAAGAAAAAAAACACACAGUUUUGUGAAAUAAUCCUUUAAAAAUAAAGAUUUGAUAGUUAAACUGAUAAUGUACCACGCCUUCUAACGGCAUGUUAGUGUUUUUAAAUCAGCUCUUACAUCAGCUGAAGGAAACUUUAUUUUUUAACAGAGACAGAGAAGCUGCAGCGCCCCCUAACGUCAGCUCCCUCACCUCAAGGUGUUGCCUUCAGGUUCUAUCGAAAAUCAAGGACACUCAACAUGAAGCCUAAAAAAAUACUUUUCAAAUAAUUACAAUAAACGUUUAGCUACAAAUGUUUAUCAUUCUACUCCAUAAUGGAUCCUUUUAAAUUAAUAAAGGGUUGGUUCAGCUGCAAUGAAUAAAUGGACUAAUUGCCAACAAUUUUUAUAACGCCCCAAUUAUUCCAAUUAUUAUGUUUUACAAAUAUGAGGUGAUCCAUCCUGCUGGACUGUUAAAAUCAUUGGUCUAAAGAGAAAAAAAUACGGAGGAUACUUUAUUUGGAUCUGGGCUACUAUAAACCGUAUUUUCUUUAUUUUACACCAUAAAAAACAAACUAAACAGUUAAUUUUAGUUUAAAAAAAAAGUAAAGAGAACCUAAAACAAAGAUUGCUGCUGAUGUCCAUAUUUUUAAUUAAAGUAAAAACUAUGAUUUUUACAUUUUGUGAACUCUUGUCCUCUUACUUUGUAAAUAAAUAUAAAUACGGUUAGGAUUAUUUCUGAUUCUCCUUUUUUUUUCUUUUUAACAACAACACAAAGAAAACAAUAAUAAGGAAUGAUUGCAUAUAUGUCAAUAUAAGGAUAUAAGUGAUUGACAAUCUUUUAAAGGUAUUUACAGCACCACAUACACAGUUCUGUGAAAAUCAAUUUAAUAUCAGGCUAAUAUGAAGAUAUGGUGGCCGAGAACUGCCACUGCUGCAAAUAAAAAA